This is a messenger RNA of Cydia splendana, 4684 nucleotides long. It is a transcript of the gene ogre, whose product is annotated as innexin inx1. The transcript is spliced from 8 exons. The coding region runs from base 566 to 1651 and encodes 361 amino acids. Gene Ontology annotation, molecular function: gap junction channel activity. Lineage: Eukaryota; Metazoa; Arthropoda; Insecta; Lepidoptera; Tortricidae. The record is from RefSeq and is a predicted model, not a curated record. Gene Ontology annotation, cellular component: gap junction; plasma membrane.
GAAUAUGAUGAAAUAGUUACGUCUCUUUCUAACAACGAUGCUCUAUUCGAGCCGAUUGUUUCCUGAUAGAGAAGAAGCUAUACAAAGCUUAUUGCGUUCUCGCUUCCACUGAUUGGUUCGUUCCGUGCAGUGUUCAAUGUAAUCGUGUCACGCUGCCUCUUUCUCUCAGUAUAAUAUAGCUAUAGAACAUCUGUGGUGGCAGUAUGCACCGCUGGUUGGCUAGUAAAACAAAAUUGUGCAAGCGAGCUAGAGUACUUGAGAGUGGCGGUCGUAUGACUACGUCGAGUGAUGAAAUGAACUAAUUUCCGUAUACACGACUGAAAUUGACAAAAAUAGCGAGUUUAUUGUUUGAUAAAACGUGAAACACUAUUGUUUACAUCGCGUCCUGUGAACAUUAUUGUGGUUUUUAUUGAUAACAUCGAAGCUGAGCUCGCAUUGCAUGCUUUGGAAAACGCGCAAUUCGCGGAAAAUAUUUCCUAAAGAAAAACAUACAUGAUAAGGAGGGACGUCUCUAAAUCGAUCCCUCACCACUCAACAUUCCUCCAUGACGCUGUGAUCCACCAAGAUGUUCAAGCUAUUAGGGAACCUUAGUGUAUACUUCAAAUACCAGGACAUCAGAACCGACAAUGCCUUGUUCCGUCUCCACAACACCUUCACGACAGUGCUGCUGCUCACGUUCUCGAUAAUAAUAACAGCCAGCCAGUUCGUGGGGCAGCCCAUACAAUGUAUAGUGAGCGGGAUACCUGCCCAUGUGGUCAACACGUUUUGCUGGAUAACUUCCACGUUCGCAAUGCCCGAUGCCUUCGCUAGAGAGGUCGGCAAAGAAGUGGCGCACCCAGGCGUAAGGAACCCGUACGAUGGCACGACCGAGAAGAAAUACUACACGUACUACCAGUGGGUGUGCUUCGUGCUCUUCUUUCAGGCCAUAAUGUGCUACACCCCCAAGUUCCUGUGGGACUUCUUCGAAGGCGGGCUCAUGAGGACCAUCGUCAUGGGGCUGAACGUCGGCGUCUGCAAAAGCAAGGAGAAGGAGAAAAAGAAGGAACUGCUCAUCGGGUAUCUGCUGCGGUAUCAGAGGGAGCACAAGAUGUACGCGCUCCGCUACUUCGGCUGCGAGCUGCUCUGCCUCAUCAACAUCCUGGUGCAGAUGUGGCUGAUGGACAGCUUCCUGGGCGGCGAGUUCUUCAACUACGGCACCAAGGUGCUGGGCUACAGCGACGUGCCGCAAGAGCUGAGAUUCGACCCAAUGAUCUACAUAUUCCCGCGCGUCACAAAAUGCACGUUCCACAAAUACGGUGCAUCGGGCAGCAUACAAACGCACGACAGCCUGUGCGUGCUGCCGCUCAACAUGGUCAACGAGAAGACCUACGUGUUCCUGUGGUUCUGGUACGUCGCGCUCGCGACCUUGCUGUCCAUGCUGCUUGUGUACAGACUGAUAAUACUGUUCGUGCCAUCGAUCCGGCCGCGGCUCUUGCACGCUCGCUCGCGCUCGAUAGCGAUGGAAACUGCUGCCGCGGUCAGCAGACGCUCCGACGUCGGCGAUUGGUGGCUGCUAUACAUGCUGGCGAGGAACAUGGACCCGAUCAUAUACAGGGAAUUCAUAGCGGAGUUCUCAAAACGGCUCAGUGAGAAGCCCUCCUCGCGUGCGUGACGACCAGCCACUCCCUCCGUCUCCUUCGUCGGCGUGUGACGCGCCCGCUCUGAGUCUAGGGUACGCCUUGUAUAACUUCGAGGUAAAUCCUAAAUAAUUAGGUACCUGCACCUUGUAUAACUGCAAGGUACACCCUCUAUUACAUGUUAAAAGUUCAAUAAACCUUGUAUAAUUGCAAGGUACGAUGCGAUGUGUAUAGAUUGUCCAAAGUCCAAAGUACACCUUUAAAAUCUAGGUUGCUAUAACAUUUUUUUAGUUCAAAAUAAACCAUGAAAAAUUUCGCUAAAGUGUAAGGUACCUACUGUGUAUUUUGUUGAUAAGGUACAAACUGUAUAACUUCUGCAGCCUGAGGUACACUCUGUUUAACUUUUUGCAAGUCCAGUUCGGAUAUUAGAAACCAUAGUUUGUUUUGCCGCGUUUAUUUAUAAGUAACCAGGACUUUGAAAACUAAGUAAUACUCUUAAAUAUAAGGUUAGUUUUCGAAAUGGGAUGACAGUACUUUGUCCUUUUCAAAACAAAUAUUUUUUAUACUAACACAAACAUGCUUUUUAGUAACUUUUAACUUAAACCCUAAUUAUUUGCUUGUGCCUUAUGUUUUUUUUUUAAUGUUUGACAUAAAUUAAAAUAACCAGAAAUCUUAAAUUUGUACUCUAAAAUCAAUCAAUAAUUUUACUUUUCAUUUAGUUUUUAGCAUGGCACCUAUUAUUAACAUUAUUUUUAAUGUGUCAAACUAAUGUAGGCAAGUUAUUCUUCAACCUUAUGUUUAUCAGAAAUACAAAACCUGUAUUAUCAAAACAGUAUUUUUUUUAACAAUAAGGGGUAAAUUGGACUUUGGAUAGCGUUAUAUAGUUCGAAUUUUUGGUGCAAUUUAUAUUAACGGGCAAAACGCCUGCUGCAAUUGCAGCUUUUUAGACAUUUUUAAAGUAUACAAGCUCAAUUUUAUUCCGGAAUUUUUCUAGUUGUUUUAGUUAAGGUUUUAUUAAUGAAUCAAGUUUCUUGAAGUUUUUAGACUGAACAAGUCUAUGGCUUAUAUGGGGAAUUAAGCUGGAUUUUUACACAACUACUAAGGCUUAUUUCUGGGUAUAUAAAGCCUAGAAUAGCCAAGGGUUUAUUCGAGACAUCAGAAUGAUAGGUGUGUCGAAUAAGCCCGUAGCUCUAUGGGCACAAUUGCAUUGUUUUUAUGAAAGUGGCCGAAACAGUAAUAUUUUUAUUACUAUUUGACAUUUCGCCUUCAUAUUUAAUGCGAAAUUAAGUUUUAUUCCUUUUUUUUUAUACAUUUGUGGUCUUUUUUAAAUGCCAUUUUAAUUUAAAUUGGUUUUACUCUUUAUACAAAAUGUAUGGGUGUGUGUCACAGCUGAAAGGGGUUCAAAGGACUGCAAAGUUCGAUAUUCCUAUAAUUUUAUAUACACGAUAUAAUCUAUUAAUAUAUACGUUUAGUGUUGCCAGGAGUGUACAAAAUUCAUUCAAAUUUAGGUACGUAGGUUGUUAUUAUAAUCGAUUAGUGUAAUGUUGACAGGAUUUAUAAUUAAGGUGAGUUACACUGAAGAGAAUUAUGUUUGGUUCAAAAAGUUAUGAGUACUUUACAAUUUAGUACUAAUUAAUUAAGCAUCAGAGCGUAUUCUAUGGUCAUUUUGACAGUAACAUUCCUGUUUUUAAGUAUUUUUAUAGACAGUUUAAGUAGAGUAAAAUACCUUGUUAUUGAUUAAAAAGGCGAAGAGUAUUCAUUUGUUAAAUUCUUUAGUUCGGUUGUGAUGUGAGAAAUUAUAUAACUUAGGUUGUACAACUAAUGUCAAAAGAAAACUUCAGCGAUUUCGAAAAUGUGUGAGAAUUCCCUAUUUAAUCUAAAUACAAUAAUGAUCCAUAUAGGCUGGUAAAUACUGGUAAUGUGAUAUAUUUUACUACCAAAACAGUAUGAGUAGGAAAAAUUACUGUCAAGUUCAAGUUCCUCGUUCAUUGACUACAUAGUCCUCUUCAGUUUAGCUCGAUUAGUUAAGAUAUUGUAAGUCGGGGGCCGCUCACUGCCGUAUAUUCGUGAUCCCUGCUUACUGUGCUACUUUAGGCGCAGGUCUGUAAAAAGUUCAUUCCAAUUUAAGAACUGUUUCUAAAUCUAAUAUUCUGUAUAACCCUUUUUUCUUUCCCUCUACUUAUAAAAGUAUUGAUGUUUUCUAUAGGUUGCUUCACUCCUUUUUUUUAUAACACUUUCCCAUUUUCUAUUGUAUCCCGUCUGAUAAUAAAUAGUUCUCAGAUUGUAAUGAACGAAAACGUCCGAAUUUGGAACAAUAAGCCUAAUAUUUAGCUUGUAAUCGACAUUUUAUCACUAAUUCGGUUGCCAUAAGAUCGAGUUUUGAAUGAUACCGCGUGGGUAAAUAAUAUUUAAUAUAAUAUGGUUUUUUCUACAAAGUUUUGUAUUGAGAUCGUGACAAUAAAUGUGAUUUCAUAGUGUGAUAAAAAUGUCAAGAUGAAAAACAAAUCAAUUAAAUUAAUGUUAUAUUAUAAUCAUGAAAUUUUGUAAAUGGACAGUAUCAGUAUGCUAGAUUUUGUAUAAAUUAUUAUUUUCAGUUAAUAAUUGUUACACCUAUGACAUCCUUAACUAUUUUAUCACACUACAAAAUACCUAACAAGUAAUAAAAACUAUGGACUGAAGCAUUGAUCAUUAAUUAAGCAUAGAUCUGACUGAGAUCUGUAAAAGACAUCAUUUAAUCACCAACAUCAUUUUACAAAUCAAAUUCAAAAUAUUUUACUACAAGCCCUUAUUGGGUGUCGUAAUUUAAGAAUCUCGAAUAACCUUUAGAUAUUGUGUUCAUUGAAGUGGCCUAUAAUGUAAACAAAUAUACAGUAUUCGGCAUGUAAUUUAGAUGUAAACAACAUUGAGACUCAAAUGUAAAAGUUAAACUACUCAUACAAGUCUUUGUUUACAUUGACCACUGCUAUUGAAUACACGUAGUAAAACAAGUUUUUUCAGCAAAAAUCACAUAAUUAUUGGUUAAUAUUGAUUCAUAACCAAAGUACUCUCUCAUCAACAUUUAUUUAAUA